Molecule: messenger RNA, 177 nt
Organism: Dentiscutata erythropus
Lineage: Eukaryota; Fungi; Glomeromycota; Glomeromycetes; Diversisporales; Gigasporaceae
Source: the annotation of a GenBank genome assembly
AUGUCAGAAUCAAAUCUAUCAAAGGGUGAUUUGGAAGAACUUUGCCAUGCGGUUGGUGUCUCUACUGAAGGUGUAAAGGCGGACCUGGUACAAAGGCUAAAACAACUUUCAAGUGUAGUGGGCCAAAAUCCAAAUAACAUCGAAGAAGUUGGUGAAACAAGUGUGGGAAAUUGUGAU